Misgurnus anguillicaudatus (oriental weatherfish) is the source of this 2487-nucleotide messenger RNA. RefSeq lists its product as uncharacterized. Gene Ontology annotation, cellular component: cytoplasm. The record is from RefSeq and is a predicted model, not a curated record. Gene Ontology annotation, biological process: negative regulation of MAPK cascade; peptidyl-tyrosine dephosphorylation. Gene Ontology annotation, molecular function: protein tyrosine/threonine phosphatase activity; MAP kinase tyrosine/serine/threonine phosphatase activity; MAP kinase tyrosine phosphatase activity. Lineage: Eukaryota; Metazoa; Chordata; Actinopteri; Cypriniformes; Cobitidae.
ACAUUUUGUUUACGAAAGAAACGUGCGCGAGACUGAGUUUAACACACAUCUCAUUUGCAUUGCACGCGAUUUGCAAAUUCGAGCGCUUGUCUGCAAAAGCAACAGAAAGGGGGUCAUUGAAUUUAAACACGAUUCAUCACAAUAAAAGUGCCGAGCUCUUCAAGGCAAAUUGAUGAUGGCGAACAAACAGAGCGUGCCCGCGCGCACGCGCGCUUCAAAGUGCAACUCUGUUCGCUGAUUGGUUAAAAAUGACAUCACAUACAAUUGUGCUAUUCUUAGCUCGUGGAAACGGGAUGACCUCAUCUUUUUCCUCCCUCGCGCAGGUAUAGACAUACAACAACAAAUAAUGUUUGAGGAUCAGACCGAGCGGAGGGGAACACUGGAACACAACUUACCAGAGGACAGAUAAUACAACUCUUUAUAAUAAAGUACAUUAUAUUUCUCAGCGCGUGCAUUACUGGAUCGCUCUUUUGUGCUGUUUGCACAUUCGUCCACUCGCUUCGUGGGACUUUUCAACCUUUUUGAUCCAUUACUGAAUAUAUCAGCCUGCAUCUGGUUUUAAUCAAAUUUAUUAAAUAUAAACAAAGAGGAGAUGGUGUACUACAGGAAUAGUGAUUCUGAGCGGCCGCCGUUGUCGCGUAUUCUGCCGCAUCUCUACCUUGGUGCAGAGACUGACGUAACCCAGGAUGGCUUAUCGGACAGAGGUAUCUCUUACGUACUAAGCGUAAGCAGAUGCUGUCCACAGCCUUUAUUUCUACCCCAGUCUCAGUACCUUCGUAUCCCAAUAGACGACUCCCUUCGGGAUGACCUGCUUCCAUGGAUACCCCAGGCGUUGCACUUCAUUGAUGGGGCGAUGUCACUUGGCUGCUCAGUCCUGGUUCAUUGUGCUGCAGGAAUCUCUCGGUCUCCAGCACUUGCUGUGGCAUACGUUAUGUAUAGCCUGAAAAUGGAUCUGGAUCAUGCAUACAGGUUUGUGAAAGAACGCAGACCUACGAUUUCACCUAACUUCAAUUUCCUGGGGCAGCUGCAGUUGUUUCAGGGAACACUUUCAUUGAAGAAUAACAGCACAAUCCUUCCUCUGGAGACGGCCAAAGCUUUGGAUAAUUCCACAGUGUCACUGUUAACUAACUUGAACCUUCAAAGCAACUUAGACAACAUCUCUGUUAUUAAUGAACAUACUGAGGAUUCCAAAGCAAAUGUGAACUGUGAGAACAGGACCAACCAAAUAGAAAAUAUUCACAGCCAACACUAUGAGAUUAUAAAGCCUGAGUUUACCUUGUCUCUUUCCAACAAGCUGGGAGCUCUCACUCUUCACACAAAUCCUGCAGACGUACAAAGACCAGUCCACGUCACGUCUCAGACGCAGCAGGAAACACCAAAGUCCAUCCCACCUAAACCUACUUGCCUACAGAUUCCAUCCAGUCACAUUUCUCUAGCAGAGAAGCGCAAAUGUCUGUCUUUGUCUCUCACACCAGUGAGUGCAGGUCCUCAGAUUCACCAUAAGGGGUCUACAGAAAGCAGCGAGCUAAAGCAGAGCUUGACGUGCAGUUCUGCGGUUGCCCAAACGGGGGAGUUAGGUGGACUGGGCAGAGUCAAUAUGAAGCAGCCAGCAGCAGAAACCAGAACAGAACCAAACAGGCUAAGCCAAAAGGAGGCUUCGGCAAGACACAGCAGCUCGAGAUUGCAUAAGAAAAAGGGUAAAUCGAACCGCAGCAACCCCACCUCCUCUUUUAGCAGAGCUAAAGAGGAGCAACAAAAACCAAAAAUUAACCACAAGGAUAUUUCAAGCACAAGAUCACAGAGGCAGAUCCAGGGACCGUCUGACAUCACAACAUCCCCACAGGAGGUUUUAGAGAGGGAGGUUACUGGUGGUGUAGAAGCAGUAGAGAGUAUGGAUGGAAGCCAAAGCCCCCUGUCACCAGUCAGCUUAACAGUCAACAAAAUACUAGAUUGGGGGGAGCGCAUACUGCUUGGGGUCCUGCUUGGGUCACGUAUUAAAUUGGGACAGGCUGCUUUGCCAUACAGAUGUUGAGGAGGGACUGGUUGUUUAUGUAUAUGGACUGAGCUAUUUAAAGAUACAGAUGUAAACAUUGACUUUGUGAAUGAGGCAGAACUGUGAUUAUGUUCUGUACGUUCCAGCAAGAGGGAACUUGGGACAUUACGGCUGAAAAGCAUAUGUAUACGUGUGUGAAUUUACUUAUUUAUUUGAUAAAAUUGCAUGUUUGUUCAUUAUAUGACUGAGACUGAUGGACUGACUUGGCAGUGCCUGUUUGAAGCUGACCCUUCAGAGAUGUGUGUAUACAUUACCAAAUGACUUGAUGUAAAAAGACAUGCAAUAUGUUCUGUUAUAAUGCACAGCCUGCCUUGUAUUUAUUUAUUGAAGUACAUUGAUAAUCGCUAUUUAUAAAGGAGUAUUUUGUGCAUUGAAUUUUAACACUAUAGCUUGUACUGAAAACAGUGUUCAUUAAAGACAACUAUUUUACUGUC